AUGACAUUUCCUAUAUUACCUAUAAUUUCUUCCUCCAAUAAAGAAGCUAUAGCUGAAUUCUCGGUUGUGGGGCAAAUUUUGCUUCCACUCGAAUCAGUUUCGAUUUCCAAACAUUUUCUCCACCAAUUUCCAAAUUACAUCGAUGUAAACGUUGACACUACCUCUUCAAAAGUUGACAUUGACCAAAUUGUUGAAUUGUUAAAUAGUGGGAUUAAACAGGUAUUUAUUAAAGAGUCUCAAAUUGAAGAAUUCAUUUUGUCGGGUGGGUUACCAAGUUCCAGAUUCGCUAUUAAAUUUGACUCUUCAAAAGUGUCGGAUACGGCGUUAGAAACAGACAGUGCGUUUGUAUUCAAUUGCGAACUUGCAAAGGAUGACGCCAAAAAGUACAGUCAAAGUGGUAAUAGAGGUCUCUACUAUGAAAAUCCUUCUAUUACUCAGGAAUUGGCCAAUAAAUUAGCCACUGAAGAUAUUUAUCCUAUAAUUGCUAGCGAAUCUUUAACUACUGCUUCAUCAGAGAGUGGUAAGAUUUCAAUUUCCUCAUUGUUCACUGCUGGUUUGACCACUGAUCGUCCUGAUGGUCUUUUCACUACUUUGAUCACUACACCUGCUCCAUCCUAUACUGCAUUAGGUAUUGUCUAUUCAUCAGUUGAAUCUAUUCAUGCCUCAAUUGCUGAAAAACAAGGCGUAUAUCAAUCCAGAAAACGUCGUGACGAAUUAUGGUAUAAAGGUAAGACUAGUGGUGCAACUCAAAAAUUAGUCAAAUUGGAAAAGGACUGUGACUCUGAUGUAGUCAAAUUUAUUGUUGAACCAAGAGAAGGUUAUGGAUUCUGCCACUUAGAUAAAAAUUUUACAUGCUUCCAUGAUGGUGAAUUAAAACAAAAAGGUGAAAGCUUUGGUAAGGGAUUAGCAAGGUUGGAUAAUACAUUACAAGAUAGAUUUCAGUCUGCACCUGAAGGUUCUUAUACUAAAAGGCUAUUCAAUGAUGAACCGUUAUUAAUCGCCAAGUUGAAAGAAGAGUUGGAUGAAUUAAUAGAAGCUGGACAAAGUUCUUCAAAAGAUACUAAUGAAGUCGCUUGGGAAUGUGCGGAUUUGUUUUAUUUCGCAAUGGUUUGGUGUAUUAAGAAUGGUGUUAGAUUAGCAGAUGUGGAAAGAAAUCUUGAUAUAAAAAGCGGUAAAGUUACUAGACGUAAAGGUGACGCUAAGCCAGCAUACUUGAAGACUGAUAACGAGAAGAGCGAACAAAGUAACGAAGAAUACAAGAUGGAAACCAUAUAUGUUAAUGAUAAAACCACCGAUCCUAAAGAUAUUGCCAAGGCUUUAAAUAGACCUGUUCAAAAAACUGCAGAUAUUAUGAAAUUAGUUUUACCAAUAAUUGAUAAAGUUAAGAAAGACGGUGACAAAGCAUUAUUAGAGCUCACAUCUAAAUUCGAUGGUGUCAAAUUAAAGUCGCCAGUCCUUAGUGCACCUUUCCCAGCUGAUCUAAUGGAUAUUUCUGAAGAAAUGAAAGAAGCUAUUGACUUAUCUAUGACAAACAUUGAAAAAUUCCAUGCAGCUCAAUUACCAAAGGAAAAAAUAAUGACAGUUGAGACAGCCCCAGGAGUCUACUGCUCUCGUUUUGCUAAGGCAAUCGAGAAUGUUGGAUUAUACGUUCCAGGUGGUACUGCAGUAUUACCUUCUACCGCUAUGAUGUUAGGUGUACCAGCAAAAGUUGCUGGCUGUUCGAACAUUAUUGUUGCUACUCCACCUUCCCGUUCUACCGGUAAGUUAACACCAGAGGUUGUAUACGUUGCUCAUAAACUAGGUGCUAAGUGUAUCGUUAUGGCAGGUGGUGCUCAAGCUGUCACUGCAAUGGCCUACGGUACUGAAAGUGUGCUCAAGUGUGAUAAGAUUUUAGGUCCCGGUAAUCAAUUUGUGACUGCUGCAAAAAUGCAUGUCCAAAACGAUACACAAGCAUUAUGUUCGAUUGAUAUGCCAGCUGGUCCAUCUGAGGUUUUAGUUAUUGCUGAUAGUGAAGCGGAUGCUGAUUUUGUUGCAAGUGACUUAUUAUCACAAGCAGAACAUGGUGUUGAUUCUCAAGUUAUUUUGGUCGGUGUUGGCUUAACGAAGGAAAAGUUGAACGAAUUUGAAUCUGCCGUCAAGAAACAAGCUCAGGUUUUACCAAGAAAAGAUAUUGUGGCCAAAUGCUUAUCACACUCAUACACGUUGUUAGUUGACACAUACGAUGAAGCAUUCAAGUUAUCCAAUAAGUAUGCUCCGGAACAUUUGAUCUUACAAGUUGAAAAUGCUAGAUCGUUUGUUCCUGAUUAUAUUGAAAAUGCUGGAUCAGUAUUUGUUGGUGGUUUAUCUCCAGAAUCCUGUGGUGAUUAUUCUAGUGGUACUAAUCAUACAUUACCUACAUAUGGUUAUGCUAGACAAUAUUCUGGGGUUAAUACUGCAACUUUCCAAAAGUUCAUUACUUCCCAAGAUGUUACUGAAGAAGGUUUGAAGAGCAUUGGUAAAGCUGUUAUGACCUUAGCUGAAGUUGAAGGUUUAGAAGCUCAUAGAAACGCUGUUCAUGUGAGAAUGGAAAAAUUAGGUUUAUUGUAA
Molecule: messenger RNA, 2586 nt
Organism: Debaryomyces hansenii CBS767
Lineage: Eukaryota; Fungi; Ascomycota; Pichiomycetes; Serinales; Debaryomycetaceae
Gene: HIS4
Product: trifunctional histidinol dehydrogenase/phosphoribosyl-AMP cyclohydrolase/phosphoribosyl-ATP diphosphatase
Exons: 1
Coding region: 1-2586 (861 amino acids)
Biological process (GO): L-histidine biosynthetic process
Cellular component (GO): cytoplasm
Molecular function (GO): NAD binding; histidinol dehydrogenase activity; phosphoribosyl-AMP cyclohydrolase activity
Source: RefSeq, a predicted model, not a curated record